Molecule: messenger RNA, 1209 nt
Organism: Jatropha curcas
Lineage: Eukaryota; Viridiplantae; Streptophyta; Magnoliopsida; Malpighiales; Euphorbiaceae
Product: mitochondrial dicarboxylate/tricarboxylate transporter DTC
Source: RefSeq, a predicted model, not a curated record
UCCGUUCUACAUUUUGGUCAUUUGGACCGUCUCAGUACUUCAUAUAAUUAGCGUAAGUUGUGAUUAGGAUGUGCAAAGAGGGAAUAGGGUUUUGUUGUAGACAAGAAGAAGCAGGAGAUGGAAAAUAAUAAUAAUAAUGGUGUUGGAUCUUCUUCUUUGGAUUUCACUGGAUCAUUGAAGCCAUUUGUUGAAGCAGGAAUAGCAUCACUUCUCACAGAAUUCUUCUGUAAGAUGAUGCCUCUUGGUGUUGACUGGGUCGUGGCAUCAGGAGCUAAAAAUGAGGAGCUCAUGAAGCCACUGAAUAGCCGUAUAAAUCUCAAGACUCAGCUCAAGAUUUAUCGAGCUACUUGGCCAAUUUGCUUUUCACUUGACACUAUCACAUUUGGAUCAUUUGAGAGUUUGACUAGAAAAGCAAUUGAUUCCAAUGAAGGCAGACCACUUAGUUUCUACCAGGAAAUUGGUUGCGGCCUGCUUGCUUCAACAAUCGGGUUCUAUGCAACUGCUCCAUACAUUUCAGCCAAAAAACUUAUGUGGGCUGAUUCAGGUCUACCAGUUGAAAAACGUGUUAAUUACAGAAAUAUUUAUGAUGCUUUCCACCGAAUUAGUACCAAGGAAGGGAUUUCAGCAUUAUGGACAAGAAAUACAAGCAUGGCAAUCCCAUUUAUACUGUCUAGAACUGCUAUGUUUGCAUCGUAUCAUCGAAGUCUUGGUUAUUUUGAGGGCUUAUAUGGUUCAGAUGGAACUAGAGCAUGUUUUGCCGCAGGUGCUGUGUCAGGGUUCUUUCAAUCAAUCUUCUUAUUACCCCCUGUUAACGUUGGCAUGCGAAUGAGAACAAUGAAACCAAAUUCUCAAGGAAAAUACCCGUACACAAGCUACUUGGACUGUCGCUUGAAAAUAUUGAAAUUUGAAGGGCUAUUCUCUCUUUAUGGAGGAUUUCUAUGGUCAAUUCCUGUUUCAACAAUGCCAAUUAUGAUGAUGUGGUGGAAUUUAAAAGAUAUAAAAGAGUUUGAAGAGCAUUUUUAAACAGGUAAAAAGGUGAGGUGUAGACUGAAUUUGAGAUUUAAAUAACUUGUUUUAAGCCUGGGCUUGUUGUUUCAUAUCCUUCACAAGAAAAACUAUGUAACUUUUAAACUAUUGAGUAGGAAUUCAAGAUCUGCAAGCCAGGUUUCUAUAUUCUCUCAAUCUAAUAUGGUUAUAGUUUGUUUGUUU